CCAGGAAGGGUUUGAAUUGGGACGCGGCCGACGCCUGCAUCCAAAAACCAACAGAGAGAUCUCCUCCUUUCCUCGUCUCACCCACCACCUCUCCCUCUCGAUUCUUCGUUGGUUCUUGCCUCGCCUGCCUCCCACGCUGCCGCCAUCGUCAUCCGGGCAGCCACCCCACCAAUCGCCAUUCCCCUUGCUUUCCCCUUCCCCAACCACUCUCGCUCCCGCGUCACCCAACCCCAUCCCAUCCCAUCCGAUCCUAUCCCCCGCAACGGAAUCGGGCGGCGGCGGCCGGGGCGGUAGGUAUCGCUCCGGAUCCGAGCGAAGGAUCCGGCCGUGUGAUGCGCGGAUCCAGGUGAGGCAGCGCGGCGCGAGCCAUGCCGAGUGUCGGCGUGCAGAUCUACAGCGUCUUCUUCAAGCUCUUCCUCCGCCACCGCCUCCAGUCGCUGGCCAACGCCCCGGUGGACCCCGGCUCCGCGGCGUUCGGGGUCUCCUGCCGCCCCGACGAGGCCACCGCUCCGGCCAACCCGGCCUUCUCCGCGGCCGACGGCGUGGCGUCCAAGGACCUCCACAUCGACCCCAACUCCUCGCUCUCCGUCCGCAUCUUCCUCCCCACACCGCCGCCGCCGCCGCACGCGCACCUCGCCCACCCGCGACGCGCCAGCGACCCCGCCCCAGCCGCCGCCGGCGCGCCGUACCGCGGGUACCUCCCGCACGCCGUCUCCUCGCCGCGCGCAGCGGCGUCGGCGCGACGGAGGCUGCCCAUCGUCGUGCAGUUCCACGGCGGCGGGUUCGUGACAGGGAGGAGCAGCGGCGCGGCCAACGACGCCUUCUGCAGGAGGGUGGCCAAGCUCUGCGACGCCAUCGUCGUGGCGGUAGGCUACAGGCUCGCACCCGAGAGCCGGUACCCGGCCGCGUUUGAUGACGGUGUCAGGGUACUCAAGUGGAUCGCUAAGCAGGCGAAUCUCGCCACGAUGAACAAGGUCAGGGGAGGGGUGGACACGUUCGGUGCGUCCACUGUUGAGCCGUGGAUUGCUGCACAUGGUGAUCCGGCAAGAUGUGUUCUACUUGGUUCAAGCUGUGGUGCCAAUAUUGCUGAUUAUGUCACUCGGAAGGUGGUUGAAGAUGAGAAGCUAUUUGACCCAGUUAAGGUUGUUGCACAGGUUCUGAUGUAUCCCUUCUUCAUAGGGAGUGUUCCAACACACUCGGAAAUAAGGCUUGCUAACUCAUACUUCUAUGACAAGUCCACAUGUAUACUUGCUUGGAGAUUAUUUUUAUCAGAGAAAGAGUUCAACCUGGACCAUCCGGCUGCCAACCCUCUGGCACCUGGCAGAGGAGGCCCACCACUGAAAUGCAUGCCCCCAACCUUGACAGUCAUUGCUGAACAUGACUGGAUGAGGGAUCGAGCGAUUGCAUACUCUGAGGAACUCCGCAAGGUAAAUGUCGAUGCACCAGUUCUCGACUACAAGGAUACGGUUCAUGAGUUUGCAACAUUGGAUGUGUUCCUAAAGACACCGCAGGCCCAGGCCUGUGCCGAGGACGUUGCCAUAUGGAUGAAGAAAUACAUAUCCCUCCGAGGGCACGAGUUCUCAUAUUAGUUGUAGAAAAGAUCAGCAUUGUGAGAUCAUGGGAGGGAUUUCGAAUUAUAGGUGAGAUAUACUCUUCGGUGAUUUCUGUGAAAGAUGUAGUGUGCAAAUUGUAGACUGUACUCAGAACGACGCUCUUCCCUUUGUAGAGCUCAAUUCUUUCAUUCCUUUUGUACCCUUUGUGUAUUAUGGAAUUACUGGUGCUUGAAGUUUCCAUUUUUUGAGAAAAGAAAUUCCAUUCUCCGUGGUCCAGUUGCGAAG
Phragmites australis (common reed) is the source of this 1838-nucleotide messenger RNA. RefSeq names its product probable carboxylesterase 16. Gene Ontology annotation, molecular function: hydrolase activity. The transcript is spliced from 2 exons. The coding region runs from base 369 to 1589 and encodes 406 amino acids. NCBI's taxonomy places the organism in Eukaryota, Viridiplantae, Streptophyta, Magnoliopsida, Poales, Poaceae. The record is from RefSeq and is a predicted model, not a curated record.